GUAGUCCUGACCUCCACUGCCUGUGCACAGCUGUUAGGUUUCAGGAGAUCCUUAGGUAUAUAAGGAGGGCUGACACUUCCACCUGUGGCGACUGCUAGGCCUGCUGCAGAAGAAACCAAGAGCGGGGGAAAUCUAACCCUCCCCGGGGCGCUGGGCUGGGGCAGAGACCGGAGACGCGUGGAGAGGGGAGACUCGCGGCGGUAUCGUUCUCCGGGGACGUACAACUGCCAGCCCGCACGGCUCCGGCUGGCGCUGUCUAUCUGCGCGCUCUGCUCUACUGCCCUCCCUCCACCGCCCGCGACCCCGGCCGAGGGCCCGAGCCGCCCCAGGGCGAGCGGGGUCUGCCGCGCUGCCUGCCGCCAUGCAGUCAGGGCGGCUUGGCGACUCCAGGCCCGCGGAGCCGGGGCCUCGCCUGCGCAGCUUGUGCAGCGCUGACCGGGCGGCCUGGGCCUCCUCGCUGAGCGAGGCCGAGGCGGAAGCCGGAUGCUUCGCGUUGGCUGUGGCGGCUGUGUUGCCGGCAGGGGGGAGCGGAGAGAGGAUGGGCGUCCCCACCCCGAAGCAGUUCUGCCCCAUCCUGGAGAGGCCACUCAUCAGCUACACCCUGCAGGCCCUGGAGAGAGUAUGUUGGAUAAAGGAUAUUGUUGUGGCAGUAACUGGAGAGAACAUGGAAGCAAUGAAAGGUAUCAUUCAGAGGUACCAGCAUAAACGCAUCUCACUUGUUGAAGCUGGAGUGACCCGCCAUAGGUCUAUUUUCAAUGGACUGAAAGCACUGGCAGAGGAUCAGCCCAACUCUAGACUCUGUAAGCCAGAGGUAGUGAUCAUCCACGAUGCCGUGAGACCAUUCGUUGAGGAAGAUGUCCUCUUUCAAGUUGUGACAGCUGCUAAGGAGUAUGGGGCUUCAGGAGCAAUCAGACCUCUUGUAUCUACUGUCAUUAGUCCUUCGACAGAGGGCUGCUUAGACUACUCGCUGGAACGUGCCAGACACAGGGCAAGUGAAAUGCCACAGGCCUUUCUGUUCGAUGUGAUCUAUGAAGCAUAUCGGCAGUGCAGUGACCAUGACUUGGAAUUUGGAACUGAGUGUUUGCAUUUGGCUCUAAAAUACUGUCAUAUCAAAGCCAAACUUGUGGAAGGAUCUCCUGACCUCUGGAAGGUGACCUACAAACGAGACCUGUAUGCAGCUGAAUCCAUUAUUAAGGAAAGAAUUUCACAGCAGAUUUGUGUAGUUAUGGACACAGAAGAUGAAGAACAUGUAGGUCAUCGUCUUGAAGAAAUGCUAAAAAAUGAAUUAAAUCAUAUGAAGAAAGUCACAUCUGGAAAAGAUCUUCAGCAAAUCAUCUUAGAGCAAUGCUACAGUUUUGUUUGUGUGAAUGUUAUGACCUCUGAUUUUGAAGAAACCCAUAAAUUACUGAAUAUGCUUGAAGAAAGUAAUCUUUCCAUUUUAUAUCCUGUUGUUGUUAUUUCAGUACAUUUUCUUGAUUAUAAAUCGGUACCAUUUGGUCAGACAAUGGAAAACCUAAUGCCCAUUAGAGAAUUUGCCAAGGAAGUGAAAAAAAGAAAUAUUUUAUUAUAUGGCCUUCUCAUAUAUUACCCACAGGAUGAGCAGAAGCUAAAGGAAAGUUUAAGGCAAGGUGCCACCAUUAUUGCUGCCUUAAUCAAAGAAAGAAAUUCUGGACUAACUGGUCAGCUACUGAUAGCAUAAAGAAUAUGGAGAAAAUUACCUACUGGGUUCUUAGAAACAUUUGCCUAAGUAUCUCCUUUGUGCUUCUCUGUGUAUUGUAUGUGGUAGAAUGUUUACACUGUCUUUUAUAAUUUGUAGGAUGUGAUGCUUAGGUGAAAUAAAAAAAUUUUUUAUGCAUGUCAAAUACAAAUUUCCUGAACCAGAAAAGAACAGAUAAAUGGAAAAUAGUAGCUUCAAAUAAGGAAGCUUUUCAUACAGCAUGAAAGAUAAAAAAAAAAAAAAAAGUUCUUCCAAGAAUGAGGAUUUAGAAAAUAUCAACUAUUAUCUCUCUGCUAAUUAGUAAAUCAUGCUAUAAUGAGAUCAAUAUAUAAGAUUAAUGGUUAUUCUUAAUUCUAAUAUUUUCCUCUCUCCGUGGGUUAUUUUGAAUUACAUUCUAAUUUUUCACACCUUAAAAAAAAGUUUAAGAGAUUAGCAGUGAACUUUGAUUUUAGUAUCUUCACCAUUAGCCUCACAUUACUUUAGAUUCCUAACAAGAUGGAAUCUCCUUCUGCUUUCCUAAUGCUUUAAAAUUGUAUGAUUUUCAGAGUUCCCAUUGUGGCUCAGUGGAAACAAAUUUGACUAGUAUC
Messenger RNA from Phacochoerus africanus (Common warthog), 2304 nucleotides. RefSeq names its product CDP-L-ribitol pyrophosphorylase A (gene CRPPA). Gene Ontology annotation, biological process: isoprenoid biosynthetic process; protein O-linked glycosylation via mannose. Lineage: Eukaryota; Metazoa; Chordata; Mammalia; Artiodactyla; Suidae. Gene Ontology annotation, molecular function: D-ribitol-5-phosphate cytidylyltransferase activity. The transcript is spliced from 10 exons. The record is from RefSeq and is a predicted model, not a curated record. Gene Ontology annotation, cellular component: cytosol. Bases 362 to 1699 code for a protein of 445 amino acids.